This is a messenger RNA of Penicillium vulpinum, 3069 nucleotides long. Its product is annotated as putative DNA excision repair protein (Rad26L). The record is from RefSeq and is a predicted model, not a curated record. The transcript has 2 exons. NCBI's taxonomy places the organism in Eukaryota, Fungi, Ascomycota, Eurotiomycetes, Eurotiales, Aspergillaceae. Gene Ontology annotation, molecular function: ATP-dependent chromatin remodeler activity; ATP binding. Bases 1 to 3069 code for a protein of 1022 amino acids.
AUGGCUAAUAACGAUAGCACUGAGGAGGUCAUCACCAUCGAUUCAGAUGAUGACGACUUGGAGGUAACGCGCUAUGCGACUCCGACCGCGAGUAAUAGGUUUUCCGGUGUGAAACACGGGACCGCUACACCGACUCAACUCGAGUCACCGCGUACUCUUCUUUCUGGGUCAUCGAGCGCUGUAAAAAUCCAGCCCGUGGACAGCGAUGAGGAGGACGCCAACGAUGGCGAGCUAGCGUACAAGAGGUUCAAGGAGCGAAAAUCUCUUAAGCGCAAACAAACUGCUGCAGCAACCCGAAAAGCGAAAAUGCCCAGGGGAGACCAAAUCGUUGGUCGAAUUAAACAAAAGCGACCAACGCCUCUUCCUAAACGGCCAUUAAAGCAAUGGGGUGACUUACCAUCGGAAGAUGAGCUGGAAAAUGAUUUGCCUGGGUACCUCAAAAACCGUCGCAGCCAGUUCGACCGGACGCAUGAACAGCUACAAGCUCAUGGGCUGAAGCUACCACCCACCUACGAGGGUGUGGAUUUCUCGGAUGAUGAACGGCUUGAAGAACUUCAAGAACGUCCUGUCUUUCCGGAGAACACCCGAAAGCAGGAGUACAAGGACAUCAAACUUGAAUAUUCGAUGGGCAUUAUUCCUGCGCCGAUCGCCCAGUGGUUGCGGCAGUAUCAAGUGGAGGGAGCUGCGUUUCUCCACGAGCUAUUUGUAUAUCAAAAGGGUGGUAUUCUAGGAGACGACAUGGGUCUUGGGAAAACCAUCCAGGUAAUUGCUUUCUUGACUGCUGCAUAUGGAAAGACAGGGGACGAACGGGACGCAAAGCGCAUGCGAAAGAUGCGCCGGUCUGAUGACAGCGCUUGGUAUCCACGCACGCUCAUCGUGUGCCCUGGAACUCUUAUUUCAAACUGGAGGGCGGAGCUUGCGCGCUGGGGUUGGUGGCAUGCUGAAAGCUAUCACGGGGAGAACAAGGACCUUGCGCUCCAUGCAGCCAAGUCAGGGAGGGUGGAAAUCCUGAUUACAACCUACACUACGUACAUGAACAACAAAGACGCUGUCAAUAUGAUUGAAUGGGACUGCGUGAUCGCAGACGAGUGCCACAAGAUCAAGGAGCGCAAGUCGGGAACCACCCAGUCUAUGAACGAGAUCAAUGCGUUAUGCCGGAUAGGACUGACCGGUACGGCCAUCCAGAACAAAUAUGAAGAAUUAUGGACUCUUCUCAAUUGGACGAACCCUGGCGUUCUGGGUCCAGUAGCCACAUGGAAGGCACAAAUAUCAGAGCCACUGAAGAUCGGCCAAUCGCACGAUGCCACCCUGAGCGAGCUCAGUCGAGCACGGAGAACAGCCAAGAAGCUGGUCGAGAACCUACUUCCGCAAUUUUUCAUCAGGAGGAUGAAGUCUUUGAUCGCGGAUCAAUUGCCCAAAAAGAUCGACCGGGUUGUAUUCUGUCCUCUAACUGAGACACAAGCCGAGGCCUACGAGAAUUUCCUUGACAGUGACAUUGUCGACUAUAUCAAAACAUCUACAGAACCAUGCGGUUGUGGAUCGGGCAAGAAGGCCGGCUGGUGUUGUCGCCGUUUAAUUCCCGAUAGGGACCCUCCAACCUGGCAGUCCUAUGUGUUCCCUGCUAUUAAUGUGCUUCAAAAGCUCAGCAAUCAUCUGGCAAUCCUGAUCCCACAAGGAGUAGAUCCAAAAGAGAAGCAGGAGAAAGAUAGAGAUUACCUGGAACUUGCGCUGCCCGAACAAUGGGAAGAUCUGUACCGCUCGCGCGACUCGAUCGUCAACUAUGCGAACCCUGAGUUUUGCGGCAAGUGGAAGGUUCUGCGGAGGUUACUCAAAUGGUGGCAUUCAAAUGGAGAUAAAGUUCUUAUCUUCUCACAUAGCGUGCGUCUUCUCAAGAUGUUGCAAAUGCUGUUCCAUCACACUAGUUACAAUGUCAGCUACCUGGAUGGAUCCAUGAGUCUCGAUGACCGUGCAAAAGCUGUGGACGAGUUCAAUGCCGACUCGCGACAGUUUGUUUUCCUUAUAUCUACCAAGGCUGGUGGUGUUGGGCUGAACAUCACCUCAGCAAACAAAGUGGUAGUCGUUGAUCCGAACUGGAACCCGUCCUACGACUUACAAGCCCAGGACCGGGCCUACCGCAUAGGACAACUUCGUGACGUGGAAGUCUUCCGGUUGAUUUCUGCCGGCACGAUUGAAGAAAUCGUCUACGCUCGACAGAUCUACAAGCAGCAACAGGCAAACAUUGGAUACAAUGCAAGUUCCGAGCGUCGAUACUUCAAAGGCGUCCAAGAAAAGAAAGACCAAAAGGGUGAGAUCUUUGGACUGAAGAAUUUCUUCGGGUAUCAGAACACGAAUAUCGUUCUACGUGACAUCGUCAACAGAACAAAUGUCGCUGAAAGCCGUGCGGGGGUAGAGGUCGUCGACAUAGACCUCAAAGUAGAAGAAGAAGGCCACGACUACACCGAUCGGCCAAUGAAAUCCGAAGAGGAAGCAAUGAGCCAACUCGCGGCGAUGAUCUGCGGCGAAGACGAAGACAAAAAAGACCACAAGCCUUCAGCCAGUCUUCCAACACCGCAUAAGCACGACCCCGUUCAAGCAAUUCUCGCAAACGCAGGCGUGGAAUACACCCACCUCAACAACGAAGUGAUCGGGUCCUCGCGUGUCGAGGAAAACCUUAGUCGUCAAGCUGAGCUGGCUCAAAAUGAUGCGACAGGUGACCGUCAAGUCUUCAUGUCCUCGCAGCCUUUCUCCCAGCCGACGGAGGCACCUGUGCGAUUCAAAUACCACCCACCGGAGGAUGUCAUACGUCGCCAGUUCUGUAGUAUGGCGCGGCGGUUUGGGUACGCUGAUGCUACGGAGUUUGCGCUCGUUGUUGAGGCCAUGACCCAGGCGCAGCGGAGAGCUUGUCUUGACAAGUGGUAUCGAGAGAGGAGAGAGAUACUACUUUCUGCGGAUCAGAGUACUCCCAAGGAGGAGUGGAUGAAAGACGAAGAAGUUCCUGAGGAGAUGGAUGUUAAAGAUGAAUGGAUCAAGGAUGAGAAUGGCCCUAAGGAGGAGAGUCCGGGUCUUUGA